Molecule: messenger RNA, 465 nt
Organism: Wallemia mellicola CBS 633.66
Lineage: Eukaryota; Fungi; Basidiomycota; Wallemiomycetes; Wallemiales; Wallemiaceae
Exons: 2
Coding region: 37-465 (142 amino acids)
Molecular function (GO): nucleic acid binding; RNA-DNA hybrid ribonuclease activity
Source: RefSeq, a predicted model, not a curated record
AUAGUCUAGCGGUCUUGUCGGCGAUCGUUCAGUUACAUGAAAGGAAGAGAAGGAACCAUAGUCCAAUUGAACUGGAUCCCAGGACAUACGGGCAUCUAUGGUAACGAACUAGCUGAUAGAACAGCCAACGAGGGAAGGACAAAAUGUAAUCAUUACACCAACAUUGACUUCACACUUAGUACUUCAUACUCAGCAAUGCGACGCAGAAUGCGCGAACGCUAUACAGCUCCACUGAAAAUCGAAGCUUCGAAAUUGUCAGUCAUUAAGUCCAAUACCUCAAAAACAUCAGCCGGAAAGCUGACAGCUGCAAAAACCGCUAAGAUCCUCAAUGAACUACCCAGAGCGACACGGUGCCUAGCAACCCAGCUACGUACAGGUCACUUCCCUACGACUAAGUCAUACCGAUACCGAUUCAAGCUAAUCGACUCACCGAAAUGCAGGACGUGCGGCAUAGAUGAGAGCUAA